Messenger RNA from Enhydra lutris kenyoni (northern sea otter), 1742 nucleotides. RefSeq names its product coiled-coil domain containing 113 (gene CFAP263). NCBI's taxonomy places the organism in Eukaryota, Metazoa, Chordata, Mammalia, Carnivora, Mustelidae. Bases 131 to 1264 code for a protein of 377 amino acids. The transcript is spliced from 9 exons. Gene Ontology annotation, biological process: cilium assembly. The record is from RefSeq and is a predicted model, not a curated record. Gene Ontology annotation, cellular component: ciliary basal body; axoneme.
CCGCCCCUCACGCACGCGUCCGGUCGCUCCGGCAACGCAGAGCUAGGUCGCAGCCCGCGUGACGCUUGGCCGCUAGCACAGCACGCUCUUGGCCUCACUGAGCAUUGGCAAGGGCCACUUGGGAAGAGCGAUGACUGAUGAGGACUCUGAGACCACUGUCAGCGAGUUGCAGAGCGGGGAGGAAAACGAGCUGCCUGUUAUCCAGCUGUGUGGGCUGGUGGAAGAGCUCAGCUAUGGAAACUCUGCUCUCAAAACUGAGACGGAGAUGUUUGAGAAAUAUUAUAAUAAGCUGGAGCCCAGAGAUCAGCGACAUCCACGAUUAUCAGAAAUUAAAAUAUCAGGAGCAGAAUUUGCACAGUUACGAGGCAGGCGUAGGUCCAAGUCCCGCAUGGGUAUGGACCGUGUGAUAGGCCUCAGUUGUGACCAAAAAUGUGAGCUUGUACAAAAGGAGCUGGAAGACAUGAAGGAUGAAAUAAGGCACAUGAGAGCAAAUGCUGAACGAGAUCUGCAGCAUCAUGAGGCUAUCAUUGAGGAAGCUGAAAUUCGAUGGGCUGAAGUUCAGAGAGCAGCGUAUGAUUUUAAAAAAGAUAUCCUAAAAACCAUAUCCAAGAAGAAAGGGAGUAUUUUGGCCAUUCAGAAAGUGAUGAAGUACAUUGAGGACAUGAACCGCCGGAGGGAUAAUAUGAAGGAUAAAUUACGUUUGAAAAAUGUUUCUCUCAAAGUGCAGAGGAAAAAGAUGCUUUUACAAUUGAGGCAGAAGGAAGAGGUGGGCGAGGCUCUCCAUGAGGUUGAUUUUCAGCAGCUGAAGAUCGAGAAUGCUCAGUUUUUAGAGACAAUUGAAGCAAAGAAUCAAGAACUGAUCCAGCUAAAGCUGGCGUCCGGAAACACCCUGCAAGUCCUCAAUACUUACAAAAGCAAGCUACACCAGGCAAUGGAAAUGUCCAUCAGUCUGGAUAAGGAGAUCUCGCUGAGAAAUGAGUUACUUGAAAAAAUUGAAAGAGAAACCCUACAAGUAGAACAGGACCGGGCCAAGGCUGAGGCUUUGAACAAAAAGCUCCGAAAACAGCUGGCUGAGUUCCGCUCGCCCCAGGUGAUGGUGUAUGUGCGGGAGAAGAUCUUUAAUGGGGAACUGGAGAAGAUCAUCAAGAUGUGGGAAAGGAAAGUGGAGAUUGCUGAGAUGUCCUUAAAAGGCUACCGCAAGGCGUGGAAUAAAAUGAAAACCACCAAUGAGCAGUUGCAGGCAAUCUGCCCCCCUGAGAAAUAGCCUGAGGGAGGCCACAGCUGCAGACCAGCGGGAUUCAUUAAAAUCAUCAGUUCCUUUCCAGUCAAGGGGUCCUCUCACUGUUCCCUGUGCUGCGUGGUGUCCCCGACUCUGGAGCCGUUAACACUUGAAAGAACCACAGGGCACUCUAAUGGUUUGACACUUGUUAGCCCACAUUUAGUUCACAAGCACAAAGGAAAGUGACCAUCCCGCAUGCGGGAGUGGGGCAGAGGAGCCAGCCAGCCCAGAAUGCGCCGUGGGCCUGUCCGUGGCAGCCUGGGUGUGCCAACUCAAAAAGACAGACACCAAAACGGCGUGGUGGCUGCCGGGCGCUCAGCAUCCCGAGCUUACUCUUCAGUUGGGAGGGUUAGCUCCUAGACUAGAUACCGUUGCAAAAGAAAACCAGCACAGAGAAAAACAAGAUAAUUUCUUGGGGCUGAUGUAACCUGUUCUGACCUGAAGUAGACCCACCACUGUCCCC